ACCGUCAAAGUGCAUCAGUGAACAUUAGGAUAAAUCAGGAGAUUCUGUUUCUCUUUUCUAGCAUUUGCAAGAUGGGCGCUGUAAACUACCACGUUUAUUAUAAAUAAUUGAAGCUAAUCCAUCCUUUCAAUGGGAAUUGCCCAAUGGGUAAAGUUGGCCUACGUCACGUUGAUCGACAAGAGGUCGGCAUUUACAUAAGCCUGGUCUUUAACGACAAGCUGUCAGCACAAUGCCACUUAAGAUCAAGACGAGACAGAACAACUGAUCACUGGCUGCCCCAGCCCACGUGACUGUCACUGCUCAUUCAUAUCACUAGCUCGCAGACAUCCCCCACCAAAUACACAACUGAUUGAAGGAGGCUGAAGGUUGGCUCGGUACGACCCCGGGUGAGUGGUGAGACGUUAAUUAGUCCCCGGGCCCAAAGAUCGGUCAGUGUGGCAGCCGGGCGCAGAAACACUCACGACGAUGCCACAAUGAGCACAUUCUUAGAUUUUUCGGCCAUAAGUGGUGGAGAUGGAGGUGGCGGGGGCUCCUGCUCAGUUAGAGCGUUCCAUGGCGACCACGGACUUUCAACAUUCCAAUCGUGUGCUGUUAGGGUAAAUAACUGCAGUGGGGAUGAGCGGUUCAUGCCCAGUAGAUCAUCACGAGACGCAGUCCCCUCUCAUCCACAUCAAGCCGUGUCGUACCAGUCCCCCGGAACACUGUCAAUCACCUAUAGCGCCCAUCCAAGUUAUGGGACUCAAAGUUUUUGCGCUGGAUACAGUCAUUAUGCCCUAAAUCAGGAUGUAGAUUCGUCUGUCAGCUUUCCCCAGUGCGGCCCAUUAGUUUACUCUGGAAAUAUUUCCUCUACCGCGGUGCAGCAUCGUCAUCAUCGCCAUGGUUACAGCAGUGGAAAUGCGCAUCUCCACGGCCAAUUCCAGUACGCUUCAGCCACAUACAUUAAUAGUUCGGAUCAGGCAAACCUUACCUUUGAUGGGGACUGCUCAAAUCCGCUAUCACCUCUGCAUGUGGCCCAUCACGAUGCUUGCUGCUCACCUCUGUCAGAUGGCGUGUCUACGGGGCAGACAUUUGACUGGAUGAAAGUUAAACGGAACCCGCCAAAAACAGGGAAAGCUGGAGAGUAUGGAUUUGGUGGGCAGCCAAACACUGUGCGCACAAAUUUUACCACAAAACAACUGACAGAGCUUGAAAAAGAGUUUCAUUUCAAUAAAUACUUGACUCGUGCGAGGCGUGUGGAAAUUGCUGCUGCGCUACAGUUGAACGAGACUCAGGUGAAGAUUUGGUUCCAAAAUCGUCGAAUGAAGCAGAAGAAACGCGAGAAGGAAUGUCUAUUGCCCAAAUCGUCGUACGAACCGAAGGAUGAUCUUGGAAAACCCGAAAACGCCUCAGAAAAGUCACUCUCCGCACCAUCCACGCCUUCCCCUGCUUCUUCGACUGUUGAUCCAUACUCCUCGAAUUAAAAGGCUUUGGCGUUUGUUUUGCCAAACUAAUAAUGAUGUUGCAGAACAGUCAGUGACUCCUGUGUCAAAGUUGCCAAAAUAAUCAUGUCGAUAUACGGACAUGAGUAAAUGUGUCAUAUAACAAUGCACUAUUUUGAGACUAUAUCGAACUAACAUUUGGAUUAUCAGUGUGUUUUAACUGUGCUACUUGUGUUAUUGUGAAAUGGCUGUUAAUUGUCUUGGGCACCUUGUCAUGCAACUAGAUAGAACAAGUUCUCACAAGUGGUUUGUGUAUUUUCUUGCACAUUUAUAGCGAACGCUGCAAUUUACACACAUCUUUGCUGGGUCGGACUUGUACGCCACUUGUCAGAAUGCCUACCUCAUGAAGAAACGGAUGAUAGUGCAAUAUAUGUAAGGGAUGCAUAUGAAAGAGAGAUUCAUUGUCCUGAUAACUCUCGGCAAAGGCUUGUUUGAAGAUAAUUACACCUUUUUUGGGCCAGGUGUUAUAUGCAUGGUGUUAAGCUAAAUUAUUGUUCUGUUGCGCUACAAGUUGUCAACCGCUCACACUGAGUUUUAUCAGUCAGUGAUGAUGACUCAAGCCUUUUCCGCAAAUCAUGUUUAGAAAAAGAUCAAGAUACGGGUGAAUUAAAUGUAUGAAUUAAAAUAGUUCUUAAUAUAUUUGAACUC
Messenger RNA from Myxocyprinus asiaticus (Chinese sucker), 2126 nucleotides. Its product is annotated as homeobox protein Hox-A1a-like. The record is from RefSeq and is a predicted model, not a curated record. The transcript is spliced from 3 exons. Lineage: Eukaryota; Metazoa; Chordata; Actinopteri; Cypriniformes; Catostomidae. Gene Ontology annotation, molecular function: RNA polymerase II cis-regulatory region sequence-specific DNA binding; DNA-binding transcription factor activity, RNA polymerase II-specific. Bases 474 to 1460 code for a protein of 328 amino acids. Gene Ontology annotation, cellular component: nucleus. Gene Ontology annotation, biological process: regulation of transcription by RNA polymerase II.